This is a messenger RNA of Rhagoletis zephyria (snowberry fruit fly), 3217 nucleotides long. Its product is annotated as transcription factor btd-like. The record is from RefSeq and is a predicted model, not a curated record. Gene Ontology annotation, molecular function: DNA-binding transcription factor activity, RNA polymerase II-specific; RNA polymerase II cis-regulatory region sequence-specific DNA binding. Gene Ontology annotation, biological process: regulation of transcription by RNA polymerase II. NCBI's taxonomy places the organism in Eukaryota, Metazoa, Arthropoda, Insecta, Diptera, Tephritidae.
UAAAACAACAACAAACGUAAUUACAGAGUGCACCCACGACCCAAGACGACGACGACGAAGACGACGAACGCGGCGCUAUAAUCAUAGUGCGAUGAUAACAAGUGUAAAGUGUGCCAUAAAUGCAGUAGGAAGAACGUGUAAAAUAAAAAGUAAAAAGCGCUGAACUAAUAAGGGACGAAGAAAAACAAAACAAACAAAAAAACACACAAAUAAAAAUAAUAAAAAAUGAAUGCGAACAAAAAAGCAUUACAAUAAAAAAGUGACAUUUGCAAAAACAUUUGAGUGAGUGCUUAACAACGGAACGUUAAAAACUAGCAAGGAUACCAACAAAGCGAAUUAAAAUAAGGAAAUUGACGCAAUUUUUUUUUUUUUAUAAAAUUCGAGAGCGUAAAUAAAUCCUCUAAAUAAGUAUCAGCAGCUUCAUAAAUGAGUACUCCAGCUUGAAAAUUAAAAAUUAAAAAAAAAACCUAAGGUAUUAAGCAAAAAGCUUUAGCCACACUUAAAUACUUAAAAUUAAAUUACUCAAAUUAAUUACACAAAAUGAUUGAUGCUGCCUGCAAUUAUCUGAAUCCCUAUGCGUCCGCUUCGCUUGCCGCCGCCGCCGCCAGUAUGCCGCCCAUCAGCAGCAGUCAUCACCAUCACCAUCUCCAGCAGCAGCAGCAGCAGCAGCAGCACCACCACCACCACCACCAACAACAGGCCGUAGCAGCCACUUCAUUGAGUGCGGCUGCCGCCGCCGCCGCCGCCGCUGCCACAUCAGCCGAUACCGGUACAUCAACGGCAACAAACUUUUCCGCAUUGACAAGCCAAGCAGGAAGCAACCACAGCGGCAGCCACAGUCAUACACAUCUUAGUGGUGGCUUCACCAGCAGCGCUAGCAAUUUUGCUUCGCUUUAUGGCCAGAAAGGCUCAACAACAGCAACAGUAACGUCGUCGCCGGUUGCAUGUAGCGCACUCGCUAUGAAAAUGGAAAUGCAAUAUCCGCCACAAUCAUCCUCCACCGGCACGGCUUCGCCCAUGUCGAGUCAACAGUCGGGUCCCUCGUCGGCGUCUGUUUCACCAACCAGCAUAUUUCCAUCACCCGCCCAGUCAUUUGCAUCGAUUUCCUCAAGUCCGCCUGCAUCGGCAACCUCAUCGUCGGUGUCGCCACUUUCCGGCUCACCGGCCACCGCCCAGGCUGUUGUCAGCGCACAUGCCAGCGCAGCUGUUGCAGCAGCAGCAGCGGCCGCUGCGUCCACAACGGAUCUGGGCGCGGCAGCAGCAGCAAGUGCUGCCUCGUGGAAUACCUACUCGGCGGCAGCAGCAUUGCCAACACGCACACAAUCCUAUGCACAAUAUGCCUCGGAUUACUACGGCAAUGUCGGCAUGUCUGCCUCGGCUGCAGCCGCCGGCGCUUGGUUCUCGCAUCAGGAUCGUCUUUACCAGCCGUGGUCGAGCCAGGCGUAUCCGAGUUUCAAUUUCGACGACAUCGCCUUCCAGACGCAGCUUCAGCGGCGCUCAGUGCGCUGCACAUGCCCCAACUGCGCCAACGAGAUGUCCGGUCUGCCACCAAUUGUCGGUCCUGAUGAGCGCGGUCGCAAGCAACAUAUCUGCCAUAUACCCGGCUGUGAGCGCCUCUACGGCAAGGCGUCACAUUUGAAGACACAUUUGCGUUGGCACACUGGCGAGCGGCCGUUCUUGUGCCUGACGUGCGGCAAACGCUUUUCGCGCUCCGACGAACUGCAGCGCCACGGCCGCACGCAUACCAAUUAUCGUCCAUACGCGUGUCCGAUUUGCUCGAAAAAAUUCUCACGCAGCGAUCAUUUGAGUAAACACAAGAAGACUCACUUCAAGGAUAAGAAGAGCAAGAAGGCGCUCGCAGCGGAAGCAAAGCAACAGGGGUCUGUUGUCAAGCAGGAGAAAGCACAAGACGCACAACAGGAAAAGUCAGCCACGGAAAGGGCGGGUGGUCUCAAUAGUAAUAGUACAAAGUCCUCGGUAGCGGGCCACACCAGCGCUGCAUCGGCUUCAAACCCCACCACACCCAGUAACGCUACCGCGGUGUCUAAACCGAAUGCGCUGCCUGCAACUUCCACGUCACGUCUCGCUGCGCCCGCGACAGCGGCAACACAGCUCCAGUUGAAAACCGAACAGCCGGAUGCCACCAACGGCUAUAGCGCUUACUCGAAUUUGUACCAUCAGGGCUCAACGCUCUUCCAGCACACGCAUCCGCUAGCCAGUGCGGGCGUCUACGCGGGCGGCUUGCAGCAGCAUGCGCUAUCACAACAGCAACAACAACAGUCAGCCGCCGCCACCUCCUCCGCACCCUCAGCUUCCCCCCUGUCCAGCAGUGCUACGUUUGAUUUGUGGAACAGCCAUGCUGGCCAUCAACAGCAGCAGCAACUCAGUCGCAGUGCCAUACUACAGCAACAACAGUCAAUGCAAGGCGCUAACGCCAGCAACAACACCAAUAAUGAUACUACCUCAUCGGCCGCAACACCGAACCUCCAGCAGCAGCAGCAGCAGCAACUACAACAGCAUCAGCAGCGUCAACAACAACAACAACAGUUGCAAUCCAGCUUGUCCGCCACGGCGGCGAGUAGCCAACAUUAUGCCGCGCUCGCCAUGCAAAGCGAAUCGCAGCUAGCCGCCGAAUACGGGCUGACGAUGAGUUCGCCCGGUGACUCCCACGGCUCCACCUCACCUGUGAAUCACCACUUACACGCACCGCACCACAGCACUGCAACGCACAGCGCCGCCACCUAUCCGGGACUGCUGCAAAUGAAAUCAGAAUACAGCAGCUAUCCUGAUUUCGGUUCCAGCUAUGGCAGCACCGGCGCAUUUCACCACCACGCACCCAAUCCUUGGGCGACUGCAGUCGCUUAUCAACAUUCUCACGCCACCGCUUGAGGAGGGAGCGCGACAAGAGUUGGUCCCAUUUUAACUGGAGGUUUGGCCAGUAGCUGCUGCUUAGUAAAUAAAUCGCUUGUUUUGUUUUUCAAUUGAGUUGAGAUUAUAUAAAAAAAAUAUUCGUUAUUUAGUGGCUUUUCGUUGUUGCCUGAAUUUAAUUUACACGAGUGAGUAAUUUAUAGGGAUUUAAUUUUAACAUUUACGAUUAGCUGAAAAUACAUCUAUAGUAGAUAAAUAAGUUUAAGCUGAUGUUUUGAAUGUAUGUAAAUAAAUUAAAAAAGUUGUAGAGGAUGAAUUUAUUUUUAUUAAUUACAAGUGUAUAUAUGUA